Molecule: messenger RNA, 447 nt
Organism: Acanthocheilonema viteae
Lineage: Eukaryota; Metazoa; Nematoda; Chromadorea; Rhabditida; Onchocercidae
Source: the annotation of a GenBank genome assembly
AUGCUUUGUGAGCUAUAUGAUCGCCAGUCACAGUUAUUACAACCAGCAGAAAUUAUUAUCGCGAAACAACGAAACAUCAUUGACCGUUUUGUUCACCUACUUUCUGUUGGGUUUGCAUUACCAGUUAUCGAAAAGAUCAACAAAAUGUUCCAGGAAGGACAAAUUGAUGUUUCCCUUGUAAGAUACUUUGCAAUAGACGUUCUGGAUAUCAUUGGGCCACCCUAUUCAGAAGAGUUCAUCGAGACAUUUUUACCGAUAGUGUCAAAUCAGGAAAUCUUUGAUAACAUAACAGUGGUAGAAGCGGUAACUCAAUUCGUCGAAGAUGUCACGUCUAGAACUAUAGAAAGUAAUGAUGCAGAAGACGUUGUAGAAUGCGACAGCACGUCUAGCGAAAGUGAAGUUUUGUCUGAUUUGAUUAUAUUGGAAAUGUGUAAUUUUAUUAAUUGA